AUGGACGGGAUAACUAGCUCGUAUUCAAAGCUUCGAAACAGCGACAUUCCCUUAGAAGAACGCAUCGAACUUUCCCGCCAAAUUUUCAACAACAGUGAAUGCAUUUUACCGAAUAAAAAUCAACUUUUAGUCGAUUGGUCAUGCCAAGAGUUGGGGACGCGUGGAAAAAAACGCGAUGGUUUUAAAGUGGACGAACAUGAAACAGAACUUUGGAAAAUACUUAGUGAAGUCUUAAAUGAUCCAGAGAGCGAGCAAAUUGUUUUGCGUCAAAAAAAUUUACAGCUUUUAUUCAGAGAACUGGAUGAAGUUAGAAACUUUCUCGGAAAGUACUUUUCUGAAAAUGGAGGCCCAAACAAGAUGAGCCAAGAUAGACUGUUGAGCGUCUUCUUGUGUUUUCAAGCCAUAUCAAAGAAUCCCAAUAUGUCUAUGACAUUAUUUAACAAGUUGGAAAAUUUGGAACAAUAUUUGAAAGGGAUUUUGACUUGUUUUUUGGUAGUACUGUUACAGACUGAUUUGCAUACUGCCAAAUUUGUUAAAGUGCUAUCUCACGUUGUUGUUAUUGUGUUACAUCAGUAUAAUACCGCCCAGCAUCAACAGUUUGCCCAACGUAAAAUCUUCACAAACCUUUGCGAGAAAUUACUACCACUUUUAUUAUUAGUGAGAACUGUUGUAAAAGAUGAAAAACUUUUUCAUCCUCAAGAUUUCAACAGAGAUGAGAUUUGUUCUGUAAUUGAUGCUGCGGUCAUAACUGCGCUAUUCCACAAGGAUCUUGCGUCCAAUUAUAUUCCCACUGCCAUCCCUCGACAACAAUCUGAACCAAGCCCAAAAAAGGCAAAACUUGUGAAUUCCUAUAACCAGUUGUUUGAUGUCUUAGAAAGUUUUGCAAAGGGUUGUCAAGAUGGGACUGAUGUGGAAGGUAUUCCUGUCAGAUCAGACUUGGUAUGCCAAGCUAUUUCCACAAGUUUACCUUUCCUGCUGGAGAAUUUCCUAAAAGCCAUUCAACAAGACAGAAAGCUGGAUCAAGCGACCAAGUUUAGCUUUUUUAUUGAGCUUUACAAUGUAACAACACCAAAGGGUUCAGCGGAUGGACUAAUACCAGAUGUAACCAGAACUGAAAUUUUGAGUAAGAUGCUGAAUGUUAUUGUGGAUUUUGAUGUCUACCAGAUCGCUGAGGACAAUGCAAAUGAUAAACCAAUAUUUAAAUGGUUUUUAAGUUUGUUGGAGAAUGGGCUGCUUUCCAAAAGUCACCACACUGCUGUAGGGUUUCAUUGCCUUGAUAUAAUCCUCAAACUUAACCAUAAAAUCAUUGAGAAUUCACUGGAAACUGUCUUAGCUAAAUGUUUUGUUAAGUCUGAAGAAGAAUCCAAAGAAAGUGAUAAAGCAAAGAUUGAAUUGUUGUGCAAUAUAGUGGAAACAUAUAGCAAGCUGCAACAGUUGGAAAAUCUUGUUACAAGUUUGCUGAAAGUUUUCAAUGAGUUGCAAAAUGAACUUGGCACCAUUCCAAGUGAUGUGUUGACCAAACUGUCCAGAUCGUUUGAACAUUGUCCUUUUAACCAAACCCGGAAUAUAUUACAAGUUUUUCUUGAUGAAAUGAAAGAAAAAGUUCAGUCAAUAGAGCAAGAAGAUGGAAACACUGACUUGUCCACAGAAGGAAUCAGUAUUCUUUUUGUAAAUUUUCUUCUCAACUCAUCUUACAGUGCAGCAGACACACAUGGUCUUGACCAAAAGAAAGCAACCAGCCUGGAGAAACUUGUUCAAAAUAUCAAAGAUACUAUAAUCACACCAAUUGUUAAAGCCUUUCCAAGAUUGAAAAAAAAUUCACAAAAAACAGUUGGUUUCGCUACCUUGUUUCUUAUUCAUGGGUUGAAUAGUUUAGUCCUGUUUCUACACCAACACAAUGUUAUUCCUACAUCAGAUGAUCAUUAUGUUAAACUGCUCUGGGAUUCCAAAGAAGAAGCUUACAUUCCAGAUGAGACUUGGAGUGGUUUGCCUAUCUUGAAGAAAAACCGACGCCUGAGGUUCUGCAUGGAUCUACUUGCUGUCCACAGAGUACGAUGUUUGCUCCUAAAACAAGACUUUGAUCAGAACGAAUUUGAUCACUUGAUCAACUGUCUCUACAGCUUCCAAGAUCCUCAAACAAUACCAGAACUUUCCUUUGUUUCUUGGAACUUUAAUCCAAGUUGUGUAAACAAUGUGAACUAUCCUGUUGCUCACUGGAGUCUAGUAUCCCAGUACGCAGCUUUGCUGAUCCCAUAUUGCAGUGAAAAUCAGCUACAAAAGUUUGCUGAGUUCAUGGUUGGUACGCUUGUCCUUCAAGACGACCAGAUUACAACAGACAAUUUGGUAACCCUACAUCAAGUCUCAGAAAACAUUCUGAAGGAUGGUGAACUGCUUUCUUUGUCAUCAUUACAAGCAGCUGUUGUUAAACAGUUUUGGAAAUUGCUGGGUGAAUGCGUGGGCCAACUGGAUGAUGAUAGGUUGACAGGCGUUUUUACUUGGGAGGUCAAGACGGGACAAGGUCAAGACGGGACACAUGAACCUGAUGAAGCUAAUUUACAGUCUGGGAAGAUAGACACGAAUAUAGCCAUUUCACUGGCACAAGCGAUUGCCAAGGUUAUGAAUGAGCCUCAAAAGAGAGCAAGAAAACAGUCGAAGAGGAAACGCAUUGGGGAUCUGAGCACGGUGGUCCAUCUUGUGAAAGUGUUGCAACGUUUACCAUGUUAUAAAUUUACACCAAGUAAUAAAGUUCGUUGUAUUCUUGGUUCUCUGGCCUGCGAUGUUCUGAUAGGGAAAGCUGGUCUGGAUGAAAAGACUGGUCCUGCUCAACGCUUGGCUGCACAGUUAUCUUGCCGGGAAAUUGUUUCAACCCUAAUCCAAAGUUUGCUUCAACAACGGGAAUUCUCAGCAUGGCAAGUGAUUGAUAUGGCAUCCCUACUGCAUUGGCUUUAUCACACAAUUCCCAAACGGAAUUCUGCCAAAACUUCACCAAGCAACCUCCAAAGCAAAUUCAUGAAUACUUCUAAGGAAUUGCUCAGGCUUGCAGUGAUCCUCGGUAUGAAAUCGCACAGCAAGGCAAGCCUAGCAGCUGUUGUUGAUUUCAGUGAGGAACUAGUUACUUCACUGACAAAUUCAGCCAAGAACACAAACCCAGAAAUUGUGCGAUGUGUUGAAGUACUUGUUAUCAUAGUCUCCGCUUGCAUAGAAUUUUUGGAUCAGAAAGGAAAAAAGACCUCUUCACUGAGGGCAGGAUGGUCUAUAAUUUCCAAAACUGCAGUUAGUCUGACAAGUUUUACCAAAGACACUCUAGAAGAGAAUGCUGUCUCUCACCAACAAGAGGAAAGCUAUGUCGAGCUGGAAAAUAAUGUUAUGAGACUUAGUGCAAUCCUAACACGUGCGAUGGGACUGAUCCCUGAGUCAGAGUUAUCGAAGAAUGAGGA
Paramuricea clavata is the source of this 3437-nucleotide messenger RNA. Lineage: Eukaryota; Metazoa; Cnidaria; Anthozoa; Malacalcyonacea; Plexauridae. The record is from the annotation of a GenBank genome assembly.